AUGGGUUCUACCUCACCACCCCGCGAGAGCAGAAAGCUCUUCUCGCCACUCCGUCUCGGAACAAUGAGUCUCGAACAUCGAGUCAUCAUGUCGCCGAUGACGCGCCUGCGCUGUCCUGGCAGCGUGCCGACUCCGAUCGUCACGGAGUAUUAUACUCAGAGAGCGACGAAGGGAGGGCUGCUUAUCACUGAACGAUGGAAGAAGGUGACGGAUGCUGUGCAUGCCAAGGGUGCAUUCAUGGCGUGUCAAUUGUGGCACGUUGGGCGAUUUGCAGUCUCAGUCUCGCUGGGCGACCGCCAGCCAUUGAGCUCUUCCGCAACCAAUAUUGGCUAUUUCAACAGGAACACGCGCGGAGGCGUCAAAUAUCCUCAUGAGACAGCCAAGUCGAUGACAUUGCAGGAUAUCGAAGACACAGUUGAUGAUCAUGUGCAUGCUGCGAAAUGCGCGAUCGAGGCCGGGUUUGAUUGUGUCGAGAUUGCGUCAGGCAAUGGAUAUCUGCUCGACCAAUUCCUCAAUACUAACACCAACCUCCGUACCGAUGAUUACGGCGGCAACAAAGAGAACCGAGCUCGACUCGCGCUCCAAAUUCUCGAUGCGGUGAUCGCCGCUGUCGGGGCAUCCAGGGUAUCAAUCCGAAUGAGCCCAUGGGGAACGGUUUGGUUGCCAUUAGAUACAGAUCCCAUAGCGAGCUUCCGGUAUACGCUGAGCGAAGUCGAGAAGCGAGGAGUCGCAUACGUAUGCCUUACUCAGCCGCGGGCCGAUCUUCUACUCGAAGAGAAGACUAAGACAGAAAACAUGUACACAGCUAUCAAGGAAGGGAAAGUGGCUGCUACGAUCGAGGAUCUCCAUCUCAGGCACUUCUUGGAGGUCCUGAAGACAACGCCAGUAUUGGCAAACGGGAAUUACAAUGGCGAGAAUUGCUUUGAGGAGGUAGAAAAGAAUGAGGUAGAUGCGAUCUCGUUUGGGAGGUGGUAUAUCAGUAACCCGGAUCUGGUGGAGAAGCUUAGGCUACGGAAGAGACUGACCAAGUGGAAUAUGGAGACGGUUUAUGCGGCUAUGGUUGUGGCUGGGAGUGAGAGUGAGUGGUAUACGGAUUAUCCUUUCGGACAAGUUGAGGAAGAGGAGGCAGCAAAAUGA
Talaromyces rugulosus is the source of this 1137-nucleotide messenger RNA. RefSeq lists its product as uncharacterized. Gene Ontology annotation, molecular function: FMN binding; oxidoreductase activity. Bases 1 to 1137 code for a protein of 378 amino acids. Lineage: Eukaryota; Fungi; Ascomycota; Eurotiomycetes; Eurotiales; Trichocomaceae. The record is from RefSeq and is a predicted model, not a curated record. The transcript has 4 exons.